Messenger RNA from Gasterosteus aculeatus aculeatus (three-spined stickleback), 2097 nucleotides. RefSeq names its product 5-aminolevulinate synthase, non-specific, mitochondrial-like. NCBI's taxonomy places the organism in Eukaryota, Metazoa, Chordata, Actinopteri, Perciformes, Gasterosteidae. The record is from RefSeq and is a predicted model, not a curated record. Gene Ontology annotation, biological process: heme biosynthetic process; erythrocyte development; hemoglobin biosynthetic process. Gene Ontology annotation, molecular function: 5-aminolevulinate synthase activity; pyridoxal phosphate binding. Gene Ontology annotation, cellular component: mitochondrion; mitochondrial matrix.
UCCCUUUUUCCGCUUGUCAAGGACAGCUGACCGCGGGGGAGGCGGAAUGAAAGCAUUCUCUUGGGCUUUCAUGAUAACAUCGCUCUCCAGUCACUGCUCACAGAUUAGUGGGGAAUCAGUCAUGUUUCGCAAGACAUUUUUCAUCUGUUACGUGAGGGCGGACUGGGAUGUGUUCAGGUCGAAAGGCUCUCAUAUGGAUGCAGUGAUCCGCCGGUGCCCGUUCCUCACCGCCGUGCCCGGUGUCGUCCUGCAGCUGGCUGGGAAGUUCUCGCUGGUCAGCUAUGCCCAGAAGUGCCCCGUGAUGAUGGGCAGAGCUCUGUCCUCUUCAGCUUCUGCGUCCAAAGGCGCUCCAACAAAUGACGGUCCAAAGCAUGAGGUCAAGCUGCCCCCGGGCCAUACAACGUCACCCGCUGGCCAGGCCGCAGGCUCUAAAUGCCCGUUUCUGGCUGCGGAAAUGGUGCAGAAAAACAACAGGGUGGUCAGAGAGGCCAGCAUGGAGCUGCAGGAGGACGUGCAGGAGAUGCACACUCUGCGUGCAGGGAAGAAAGAGGUUGAUUCAUCCGUUGUGGAUCUUGUUGAGACGGACAAGGCCAACCGAUCCUCAUCCUCCAAAGUGUCUCAUUUUCUGAAGGACAACCUGCCCGAGGUUGUAACCUUCCAGUACGACAAGUACUUUGAAGAGAAGGUCGAAGGCAAGCGGUCUGAUCACACGUACAGAGUUUUCAAGACGGUGAACCGGAGCGCCACCUCCUUCCCCAUGGCGGAUGACUACUCAGAGUCUCUCCGUGCCAAGAGAGACGUGUCCGUGUGGUGCAGCAACGACUACCUCGGCAUGAGCCGUCACCCCAGAGUCACCCAGGCAAUCGAGGAGACACUGCAAAAGCACGGCGCCGGGGCCGGGGGCACUCGAAAUAUUUCUGGGACGAGCAGAUUCCACGUGCAUCUGGAGGACGAGCUGGCCGACCUGCACAACAAGGAUGCCGCUCUGCUGUUCACUUCCUGCUUCGUAGCCAACGACUCCACCUUGUUUACUCUGGCAAAGAUACUACCAGGUUGUGAAAUCUACUCUGACGCCGGCAACCACGCCUCAAUGAUCCAGGGUAUUAGAAACAGUGGGGUCAAGAAGCUUGUCUUCCGUCACAAUGACGUCAACCACCUGCACGAGCUGCUGGAGAGGUCCGACCCCUCCACUCCAAAGAUCGUGGCCUUUGAGACGGUGCACUCGAUGGAUGGCGCCGUGUGCCCACUGGAAGAGAUGUGCGAUAUCGCCCACAAGUUUGGCGCCAUAACCUUUGUGGACGAAGUCCACGCCGUUGGUUUGUAUGGGCCCAGAGGGGGGGGGAUCGGGGACAGAGAUAAAGUCAUGUACAAGAUGGACAUCAUCUCUGGAACCCUUGGCAAGGCCUUCGGCUGUGUGGGCGGCUACAUCGCCAGCACCGACGCCCUGGUGGACACCGUGCGCUCCUACGCCGCAGGCUUCAUCUUCACCACCUCCCUGCCCCCCAUGCUGCUGGCGGGGGCGAGGGAGUCCAUCAGGGUCCUGAAAAGCGAGGAGGGCCAGGUGCUCCGCAGGAAACAUCAGAGGAGCGUUAAGCUGCUCCGACAGAUGCUGACGGACUCGUGCCUCCCGGUCGUCCGCUGCCCGAGCCACAUCAUACCCAUCCGGGUGGCCGACCCAGAGAAGAACAAUGAGAUCUGCGACAUCAUGAUGUCUCGUUACAACAUCUACGUGCAGGCAAUCAACUACCCCACGGUGGCUAAAGGGGAGGAGCUGCUGCGCAUCGCGCCCACGCCACACCACACCCCCCAGAUGAUGUUCUAUUUUGUUGAUCGGCUGGUGAAGACCUGGAAGGAGGUGGGCAUGCAGCUGAGUCGGCGGUCCUCGGCGGAGUGCGACUUGUGCCGGCGGCCUCUUCACUUGGAGCUGAUGAGCGAGAGGGAGAAGUCCUACUUCACAGGCCUCAGUCACGUGAUAUCAGCAGUGGCUUGAGAACACUCAAAUCCCAACGAGCCCACUGACGGCAUUUUACCUAUACAUUUAUUUAUUCAUUCAUAAAACAUGUUGCUGCCUAAAUAAACGUGUGGGUUAAGUGUUAA